This is a messenger RNA of Lichtheimia ornata, 3474 nucleotides long. RefSeq lists its product as uncharacterized. The record is from RefSeq and is a predicted model, not a curated record. The transcript has 8 exons. Lineage: Eukaryota; Fungi; Mucoromycota; Mucoromycetes; Mucorales; Lichtheimiaceae. Bases 1 to 3474 code for a protein of 1157 amino acids. Gene Ontology annotation, molecular function: guanyl-nucleotide exchange factor activity; protein binding. Gene Ontology annotation, biological process: Ras protein signal transduction; positive regulation of GTPase activity. Gene Ontology annotation, cellular component: plasma membrane.
AUGUCCAUGCCAAAGAUACUCUGCACAGUUCGAGCACUACAUUCAUUCCAUUCGCCAGAGCAAUCCUCGCUGAGCUUUGACAAAGGCGAUUUCAUUGACGUGCUUUCACAACUCGAAUCGGGUUGGUGGGAUGGUUGGUGCAAAGGUUCACGUGGCUGGUUUCCAAGUAAUUAUGUUGAAAUGGUCAACAUCAAUCCUGAAGUAGCCGACCAAGUACUGCCGACUGCGAGGAAAUACAGUGGUCGAAGCAACAGUAGCGAUGUUCAACGACGCGUAUCAGACGCACUACCAAGGAAUUUCAGCGAAUCCAAUAGCCAACUAGCCAAUAUUGAAGAGAUGCCAGAUAAUGACAUUGGAGAUUAUUUGUAUGAUCCUGUUACUGGUAGCGUGCAAUAUCGACCACGUGAUGAAUCUACUGCCGAUCCACCGGAUGGCAUCAUUUUGCGUAACGGCUCAAUCGACGGUUCGGAUUCAGAAGAUAAUGCGCGAUUGAAAGAUUCACAACAACAAUCGCACAUAAAAGCUGAAAAUGACAAUGAGAACGAGGAGCAUAAUGCAGAAUAUAUCAUGUCUAAAUGGGUUGAGCGGGUUACUCCUCAAGGGCGGGUCUAUUUCUGUAAUCUGAUUACACAGGAGACAACAUGGAGCCGUGACGACAUUGACCCUUUCACAGGCCAUUUGAAAACAAUACCCAGUGAAGACUGCCAUUCUGAUGAAGACAAUGAUGAAGAAGCAGAAUCAAUACGAGAAAAGAGUUUCAGAAACGAGUCAUCUAUCAUUAUGGCAGGUAGCCAUUCUGUUUCAACUGCUACCACGGAUCGUGGUGAACCGCUCACAUGGCAAAGUUUAUCUGGUGAUGUCGCCCUUGCAAUUCAUCAAUUAAAUACAACAGCGCAACAGAAUCUUCGCGAAUUCUUUGUCGAACACACGUCGAUUGUUACAGAAACUAUCCGAGUGAUGUUAUAUGCAGCUGGCUUAAUGGAUAAGGAUUCACACCAUACACCCGACCCAGAAUUACGUCAACCUCAUCGCAAUCUGAUGGCUGCGCUUUCCAAGCUGGUACUAUCGGCAAGGAUCGCCUCUGAGCUUCCUCUUACACCACUCGCACCCAACAACGUGGCCAAUGAUACUGUGGUUAAACUCCAAAAGGAUGCGGGUGAUGUCCUAGCUGCGGUCCGGAAUUUCGUUACAGCAUGUCAACAGCGGCAUGUGCGAGUCGAGCAGAUUAUGCCUAGAAUGAUGACCGAUAAGAAGAGAAACCGUGCUGCUGAACAACAAUCAUCUGAAAAUGCAGAUGCAUCCAGUACCACUGGUGACAGGUUGUCUAUAACAGGUGAUGAGGACAGUACCAAGGGAGCAAUAGCAACAGCACAACAACAGCCAUCCACGACGAAAGGAUCGAAACAGCGUAGGCUCAAUCAAGAUUUACUUACGAAUCUACAAUCGCACGUCAACCAGAUAUAUGGAUCAAUAAGUGCUCUAGCUUCUGAUACGGCGCAGGCUGUGGAAUUGCAACACGAACAGAAUUUGGCAGGCAGCAAUAAUCGUGAUUCGUUACAGCACGAGCAUAUUCGCAUAAGCAUUGUGGAACAUUUUCGCACAAUAGCGGAACAGGUCAGCCAAUGUUUGGUGAUCCUAGAAGAUAUCAACUUUGAUGAUGUGGAUACGACACAAGUGCCGGCAAUGUUACGCUUUCGUGUGGCCAAACAAGGAUUGUAUGAUACUUUUGGACAUUUGUUUGGUGCUAUCCAAGCUCUGAGCAAUUUAAGUGUGUCAUUAUCUGGUGGAGUAUCUCGAAUCGAUGAUGCGGUGUUGCACAUGGAGGAUUCCCUCGAGCAGGUGCUACAUUGUGUACAGCAAAUGGUUGGUCAACGUCGACUAUGGCUUUCACGUCGUGGAACUUCAGAUACCAAGGACUCGCUCACCCUUGGCACUGAUACCUCGCAACCAACCACGCCAUUACCAGGUGAUCCUUCUGCUGACCCUGCAGAUGAUGAAAGCGAUACAUUGGAUGAUGCACACUCUGGUCUUUUGUCACCUACCCGUACUGCAAGACGACGACAGCCUGGAACUAUGCGCAUUACAUCGAAUUCAACUGCCAACGCUUGCGCCUCUCCUUCCUUCCGCCCACGCCAGUUGAGCACAAAAACAGAUAUCUCGAUUGAAUCCCUACCGUUCUUAGGCCAUGAUCAUCCAGCUGAUCAGGUCGUAUUUACAUCGGAUGGUGGUAUCAAAGGAGGUACUCUCUCAGCCCUUGUAGAACGCUUGACUCUACACGACACGCUUGAUACAUCAUUCAUUGCCAAUUUCUUGCUCACAUAUCGAUCUUUUUGUACGACCGAGGAGUUUGUUAAUCUACUUGAGAAGCGAUACACACUUGUCGCUCCUGAGGGGUUGACACCACAAGAGCUCGAGAUUUGGACCAAACAUAAACAAAAACUGAUCCGCUUACGUGUAUUCAAUGUGAUGAAGAAUUGGCUUGAAAGUUACUAUAUUGACGAGGACGAAUUUAUAUUGGAUCAACUCGAGUUCUUUACCACCACGGUGAUUCGAGACGCGUCUUCGUUCUCUGCGGAUCAACUUAUGGGAUUAAUUAAUAAGCGACGUGAAUUAGACGCCGAUGAUCAGCUCAAGAAAUUGGUGCCCAACAAUAUGGCAGGUCCACCACCUAUUGUUCCCAAAAACGUGACAUCAACGAGCAUUAGUCUACUCGACACUGACCCUUUGGAACUUGCAAGACAGCUGAGUCUUCUUGAUUUUAAGCUAUACAGCAGUAUUCGUCCUAUCGAGUGUCUGAACAAGGCGUGGUCUAGGGAUGAUACUGAUCUAGCCGUUCAUGUUAAGCAAUCCAUCGAUUAUUGUAAUCGUCUUACUGCUUGGGUCACCGGAUCUAUCCUUGAGCAUGAGGAAGCCAAACGUCGAGUUGUUGUUAUCAAGCAUUGGGCCCAAGUUGCAGAUCGCUGCCGCAUGCUCAACAAUUAUAACACUUGUAUGGCCAUAUUUUCGGCGUUCGAUAACAGUGCAGUUGGGCGUUUACGCCGCACAUGGGAGCUUGUUGGCAAUCGCACAAGCCAAACUUUGAGCCAAAUCCGUAAACUGAUGGGUGCAAAUCGCAACUUUACAGAAUAUCGAGAGAUGAUUCACUCGGUCAAUCCACCAUGUAUACCUUUUCUGGGUAUUUAUUUACAAGAUUUGACUUUCAUCGAGGACGGCAAUCCAGACUUUUUAGCCAAGUCCAAUAAUCUGAUUAACUUCGCCAAGCGUCAAAAAACGGCAGAGGUCAUCCGUGAAAUUAAGCAAUUCCAAUCUUCUCCUUACACCUUGCAAGAGGUUCCUCUCAUCCAGCAUUUUAUCAAGACGCAGCUUGAAACGACUCAUGAUGUUGAAACGCUGUACGAACGUAGUCUUGUGCUAGAACCUCGAACCACGGCUGCCGCUGCAGAGGCUGCACGCUUACUUGAAAUGAUCAACUAA